CCUGCAACGAAGAAUUAAUGAGAGAGAGAGCUCCUACUGAUCUUUUGUAUUUGAUUGUGUCGUCCAAACUUUUUGGAGAGAAGGCGCUUUUGGAAAAUGAGGCCAAAAUCUGGUUUUUUGGGGUAUUUGUUUGUAGGUUUUGUUGUAGUUCGUGGCAUCAGCUGGACGACGCAGUCACUGAUGGUGUCUGCCGUCGAGAACAAAACGACGACCACCGUGAAUGUGGGCGUCGUUCUCGAUUUAAGUAGUCGGGUUGGRAAGAUGAGUUUGAGUUGCAUCGACAUGUCGGUCUCCGACUUCUAUGUUUCUCAUCCUGAACACAACACCACAAUUGUCCUUCACAUCAAAGACUCCAAGGGUGAUGUUUUUGCAGCUGUUGCUCAAGGCUUGGAGGUAAUACAGAAGAGCAAAGUAGAAGUGAUUUUGGGAAUGGRAAGUUGGUUGGAAGCUUACUUCACUAUGAAGCAGCUGGGUGAGAAAGCUGAGGUCCCAAUCAUCUCCUUUGCACCAAAAAGCUCCACUUUCUCUUAUCUCAAAUCUCCAUACUUGUUCCGAGUAGCCCAGAACCAGUCCUCCCAAGUUUACGCCAUUCACGCCAUCGUUAUGAAUUUUGCUUGGAAGUACGUCGUUGCCAUGUACCAGGACGAUGAGUUUGGAAACUGGAUUAUAGCUGAUCUCAUCCAGGCUUUGCAGGUAGUAUACAUCCGUGUUCACCGGAGCGUGAUCGACUCGGAUGCAUCUGACAAUCAGAUCGGAAAAGAGCUUCAUAGAUUGAAGAUGAUGCGGACGAGAGUUGUGGUGGUUCACAUGGAGCACAGUCUUGCGACUCAAGUUUUCUACAAGGCAGAGGAAAUUGGGAUGAUGAGCGAAGGCUAUGCAUGGAUUCUGAGUAGCGCCACAGCAAAUGUCCUAAAUACUUUGAACUCUUCAACUCUCAGCUCAAUGCAAGGAGUUUUGGGAGUAAAAGCCUACGUCCCAAGGACCGCGGAGCUCCAAAACUUCACGGCUCGAUGGAGAAAGAAGUUCCAACAACACAACCCAACGGUCGAUGACCCGCAAUUAGAUGUUUAUGGGCUAUGGGCUUACGAUGCGACAUGGGCGCUAGCAAUGGCUGUCGAGAGAAUCGAAAUGGAUCCUAAUUUGGUGGUGUCUGAAAAUGGCAAGAAAAUCAGGGAGUCACUGUCUAAGACAAAAUUCAAAGGUGUUAGUGGGGAGUUUAAUUUGGUUAAAGGGCAAUUAGAGGCACCAAAUUUGGAGAUAGUGAAUGUAGUGGGAGAUGGACAAGUAAUGAGGGUGGGAUAUUGGACUCCUGAAAUGAAUCUGAGCAGAGAUUUGAAUCAAAAAGGUGAUUUAAGACCUAUAAUUUGGCCAGGACACAGCUUUAGAGUUCCCAAGGGAUGGGGGACUUCACAGAAGAAACUGAAGAUAGGAGUUCCAUUGAAUGCUGGUUUUACUGAAUUUACUAUAGUGAACAAUGGCUCCAUUGUUGGGUACUGCAUUGAUAUCUUUAAAGCAGCUGUUCAACAGCUUCCUUAUGAUCUACCGUAUGAAUGUGUUCCCUUCAAUUAUACGCGUGGACGCUCAUCGGCUUCCUACGAUGACUUGAUCAUGGAAGUGUCUCGAGGGGUAUAUGAUGUAGCAGUUGGAGACAUAACAAUAUUAGCAAACAGAUCUUUGUGGGUAGACUUCACAUUGCCAUUCACGGAAGCUGGAAUUGCAGCGGUGGUGCCUCUAAGACGUAACUUGAGGAACCAUGCAUGGAUUUUCUUGAAGCCAUUGACUUGGGAACUCUGGAUCACAGCCCUCUGCUUCUUCGUCUUCAUGGGCUUUGUCGUCUGGAUUCUCGAUCACCGAAACAACGAAGGCCUCCGUCAUGGUCCCCCGUCUCACCAGAUCGGCACCACUCUCUGGUUCUCCUUCUGCACCAUUGUUUUCGCACAAUGGGAGACGUUGGUGAGCAAUCUGGCGAGGUUGGUGGUGGUGAUAUGGUUCUUCGUGGUGUUCAUUCUAACUCAGAGCUACACCGCGAGCCGAACGUCGUGGCUAACAGUUCAGCAGCUGCAACCGGUGACCGACAUCAAUCAGAUCAUUAAAAACAACUGGGGUGUCGGAUAUCAAAAAGGCUCUUAUGUUUUGCACACACUCCAAUCUUUGGGCAUAAAAAAUUUGGUCUCCUAUGACUCAUUAGAGGAACUGCAGCAGCUCUUCACAAAAGGAAGCUGCAAUGGCGGCAUCGACGCUGUCAUUGACGAGGUCCCUUACAUGAAGCUCUUUCUUUCAACACAUUAUGAUGACUAUACCAUGGCUGAUUCUCUCUUCAAAAGCAACGGUUUUGGAUUUGCCUUCCAAUUAGGUUCAUCUAUAGUAGAAGAUAUGUCGAAGGCAGUGUUAAAAGUGACCGAGAGUGAAGAAAUGGGCCAAAUACAGGACAAGUGGUUUGGGAAGAAAACCAGCCAUCAAUCUUGCAGCACCAGUUUGAACUCGUCUUCUCCUAGUCUCGAUCUCAGUUAUUUUCAGAGCUUAUUCCUCAUCGCCGCCUCCACUGCGGUCUUCGCUCUCCUCCUCUAUUUCUUCCUCCUCCUCGACAAAACGUGCUCACACUUUGCAAUCAUCACUGCUAUUCUUCAUAUUUUUAGAUUCAACGAUGCUCGUCCGGUGGGUCCAAUCCCACCGGCCACAGCAGCGGAGGAGGUCUGCCCAACCACCAUGGCCCCGCCGAGUCCUUCCCACGCCUCGGUCCACUCUGCCGAGUCUUUAAAUGAGACUGGCGAUCCGUACCAUGAAAAUCAUGCAUCCUUUGAGAUAAUCCCCAACUGAAUUUUGUGUCUAUUUAAUUUGAUGGAAACUUGAGAUAACCUUCUAUUAGAUUAUGACACUUGAGUAGAGGUACUAUAUAUGAAUAAACAAUGCAUCUCUUGAGAUUGUGAAGCUAUGCAAUAUUACUAUACAGGGAAGUAUACUUGGGACCUACCUAAUUUUAUUGUAGAAAUUCUUGGACUCAAUUAUUGGACCAUGCAAACUAGAAAUACCUUUUCUUCGGUAAAGGAAAAGAUUACUCGAUCUAUUUCCRUAUCACUCAUGAUAUAUAUAAUAACUUGGGCACCCGUUUCAAAUGCAUAUCCCAUUUUUGCACAGCAAGGUUAUGAAAAUCCACGAGA
This is a messenger RNA of Momordica charantia (bitter melon), 3158 nucleotides long. NCBI's taxonomy places the organism in Eukaryota, Viridiplantae, Streptophyta, Magnoliopsida, Cucurbitales, Cucurbitaceae. The record is from RefSeq and is a predicted model, not a curated record.